UGUAAGCGUUCUAUAGAAGUGAUGACUGAAAAAGAAUGCUUGGCGCAUCACAGCGUAAACUUGCGCUCAGUCAAGGCAUUAAAGAAGAAUUCCCAAGUACUGUUUAGCGGAUGCUGUGUGCCAAAACAACCUCCAAUGAGUGUUACCUUUCUACGGAAGCUAUAAAAAACGAAAGUAAUGUACACAUAACAAUUGAUAAGGGUCAGACGUAUGACCCUUCCUAUAACACGCCAUUGCGGAUGAAUUCAAAACUGUCGAAAACCUGUGAUAUUCCCGCUUAUUGAAGUGUACAAUAUCUCUGUAUGAUAAGACCAUGCUGCCUGGCGCCUAACCUUUUUAAAAAAAAUUGUUUUUGUUGUUAUUCAUCAAUUGGCAUCAGCGUGGAACCCACGUGCAAAAUAAAAAAAAAAUAGGAAUUAUAGAGCUAUACCAGGAAGCAGCAGUUUGGAUCAUCAAGGUUGUGGAUACAACUUUCAGAAGACAGGGUGCGUUACCGUUUUUUAACUUACGAAUCACUGAAGUUUUAGAUUAUAUGCAACUAAGUAGUCUUAAUCGCCACUGUCUUGUAUUAUACACAAUCGUCUAACAUUUUUGACUGUGGGAUGUAAAUUUAAAGGAAAUGGAAAUUGAACAGAAAAAAACAAUUUGGUGAUAAAUGGAUUUACUUUAAAAAAAUCUAGAAAAAAAGUGCUGUAUUUUUGAGACAGAUAUGAACAAUGGGACUUACUGCUAUCCUGGGGGUGGUGGACAUGCUCGUUCAAGAUUCACUGGGGAUCCAGAACAAUUUGAUAAAAUGGAAGAAGGAUCAGUAAACAAUGUAAAUACCCACCAAAUGACAGGACCAGGGUAUGGUGGGUCUGCUACAGGCUCUGGGUUCAGGUCACAAUUCCAAACACAAAUUCAAGGUUCAGAAUUUGGUGGAAAUUCACCUGAUGAUGAUGCCUGUGGCACAACUAGCAGACCCACAACUGGUUAUAUCAAUCCAGAUUAUCCUGUGAAUUCUCAGUAUCAAGGACAUGCUCAUCCUUAUGCCCAACAUGCUCGAUAUUUUCCAGGAUCUGCGCCAAACAAAAUACAGCAAUCAAUGCAUCCUAUUUAUUCAAUGACAUCGAACUCCAUAGGCUCUAUUACCCCAAAUCAACCAAGCAACUAUAGUCCUCAUAGAAUGCAUUCAGUGCCAGGCCAUGGGUUUCCUGUCCAGCAAACAGGGACCACACCAACACUGAAUAAUCUGCUACAGUCCUCCAGCACCAUCACUAAAGCCACACCAUCAUUGUCUAUUAGUUCAUCAAGUAGUCGUGAUGACAACCUAGCACCCAGCCUUCAGUCAAAGAGUGAAAUGAAUUCACCCCCUCAAACUCCAUAUUCAUUGCACCACCAACAGCAACAGCCUCCUGGUUGGGGCUCUCGGUUAGGUGGCCAUCCAUACACCUAUCCUCAACAAGCACCUGGCUCUACACUAUAUCGGAGUCAGUCUGGCGGCAAUAACGACAUGAGCCAAGGCCGCCGGCCAACUAUGGGGGGCUCCUACCCACCACAGGGCGGCCAAUACAUGAGCCAGCAAAUGGCUAUGGGUCCUGGCCCUCAGCGGUUUAUGAUGGGUGGACAGAUGCCUAACCAAAUGUAUGGCCACGGACCACCCCAACCACAAAUGUACAUGCCUCCUUCACAGCAACCUCCUGGACCACCGUUAUCACCCGCCGCUAGACCACCAACUCCACAACAGUCACAGAUACAACAGAUGCAGAACAUGGUACAAAACUCACCCAAACAACCAUCACCAUCUCCUUCUGACCAUGGUUCAGUUUAUUCUAUGAAACAAGAAGAAAACAGUCAAGAUAUGAAAUCUGAUCUUGGUUUAUCAGAAGACCUGAGUGGAGACAACUCCCGUGGCUCAACUGGUGGCCCUAGACCUGCACCAUCUCCAGUUGGUUCAUCUGGUUCAAGAUCUAAUACUCCUGCUUCCAUUCCAGGUGUCCAAGCUGGCAGUCCUAUGCCUGUACGUCCCCCUUCCGGACAGGUAGAUGGACAUAAUAGAAUGACUCAGUCCCCCAUGGCUACGCAAGGUAUGGACACAGGGUACAAUCAACAAAUGAUGCCACCUCCCAACACAAUGGGUUAUAUGCCCAGCUCUGGUAAGAUGGGAAGUGGCCCAAUGCCAGGACAUUUUCCUCAAUACAAUGCACAAUAUCCACAAGGAAACUAUGGUCGACAACAGCCUGGUAUGGGUGGUCCUCCUAUGUCUGGACCUAUGCAAAACUACCCUGUACCCCAGCCUAAUAUGUAUCCUAAUGGACCUGGUCAAAUGCCUGGUGCUCCAAUGUAUGGGAACAUGCCUGGUAUGAAUAGAAGUAUGGGACAGCAAGGUUAUGGCCCAGGUGCUUAUCCACAAAGUAACACAAAUAUGGGUCCUAUGAUGAACAGUCAAUACCCAGGCUACAGCAUGGGACCUAUGCCAGGACAGCAUGGAAUGCCACAACCAUCAGGUCCAGGUUCUAUGCCACCUGGGUCUACUUCUGGACCUAUGGCACCAAAUCUAUCAGGACAGGCAGGUAUGAUGCCUCAGCAGCAUACUAGCUCUUCAAACAAAGCAGCCCAAGCUGCUCAAGCAGCCAUGAUGGCUGCUGCUAACACAGUUGGUCCUAGGAUGUCUCAUAGCCGAGGCUCAAUGAGUCCCUCCAGAGGAAUGUUUGGCCAGUCUGGAGGGCCUUUGGCUCAGAUGAACAAUAUGACUAAUUCUCCAAAUUUAGGCAGUCCAAGUUUAAAUAGUAUGUCAAAUGCAGUUGAACAGCUGGCACGGAGUAGUUCUGGUGGGAUGAACUCAUCUAUAGUUGGAGGCCCAUCCAUAUCUUCCCCAGUGCCUAAAUCAGCUCACAGCCCAGCAGCUAUGACCAACAACUCAUCUAGUAUUGCUCAUGGUGGUGAUCAAAAUCAAACAUCACCUUUGUCCAAUGCUGACACUCACGAUUCAUCAUCACGACCCAACUCUACCACAGCACACCAUCCUGAUUUGCCAAAUAACGAGUCCACCACAGGAUCAGACAGUUCAGGGGGGGUGCCAAGUGAUUCCACCUCUGUUGAUAGUGGUUUCCAUUCCUCUGAUCAAGGUGAAAAAACCUCAGACUCUGUAAGUACACCAUCAGGAGCUUCACCUCUACCUUCUGGUUCUCACCACAACGGAGACAAUUCCCGGACAUUGGAAAACAUUAGCCCACCUGGGCAUAACACUAGUGAUCACCUACAUCAUCCACACAUGCAACACCCUCACCAUCUCAUGGGUAGUGAAUCUAAAAUGCCUUACAAUGACAGCGGGAUUCCAUUGCCUCCAUCAUCUAUGUCAUCUGCCAUGUCAUCAAUGCCUUCAUCCAGCAGCAGUGUAGUGACCACAGCUAAUACAGGUCCUAUGUUAACAUCAGUGACUCAGAGUAUAGCAUCACCAGUUACAAGUGUUUCCACAUCUAUCCCUUAUCAUCCUCAUGCGCACCCACACCACAUGGGGCCUCAUGGAGGCCAUCCUCACCUAAUGGGGCAUGGAAUGGGCCCCCAUGGAAUGAUGCCAAAUGGUAUGCCCCCAAAUAGUAUGAUGAAUGCUGGUCAUAUGGGAGGACCUAAUCAAAUGCCCCCUAAUAUGGGAGGACCUCAUAUGAUGCCACCCAAUAUGGGAGGCCCCAAUAUGAACAUGAAUCAAAAUGGUCCAAUGAUGGGCCCAAAUGGUCCGUUAAUGACACACAAUGGACCAUUGAUGCCUGGUCACCCUGGAAUUAAUGCUGGUGGUAACAACCCGAAUAUGCCAAUGGGACAAAUGCCUCAACACCAACCACAGAUGAAUUGCAUGCCCCCAAUGAACAACAACAACAUCAAUGCUGGCACUAAUACACCUUCUGAUGAUCCACCUGAAAAGAAGAAGAAGGUUAAGGAGUUGGAGGGCCAGCCUCGUGCCGGCUCAGCCGGGCCACACUACACAGAGGAACCCAACAGCCCUGGGGCCCUUAAAUCCUCAUCUGAUUUGUCCAAAUUAUUUGAGAUGGGCCCAGAACCAGAUCGACGACUAUUCUUAGAGAGAGUACUGAGCUACCUAGAAGAAAGUGGUCAGCCUGUAACAGCUUUACCUGUCAUCAGUAAAACACCACUUGAUCUCUAUAAGUUGUAUUUCUGUGUCAGAGAUAAAGGUGGAUUUGAAGAGGUUACAAGAGGAAAAAAGUGGAGGGACAUUUGCACUGUAGUCAAUAUUGGUACUUCAGCAAGUGCUGCUUUUACUCUCAAGAAGAAUUAUAUUCGAUACUUGUUUAAUUAUGAAUGCAAGUUUGAUAGAGGUGGCAUUAAUCCAGCUCCUAUAUUGGCUCAGAUGGAGGCUCAGUUGGCUCAUAAACGUGAGCAGAAAAGUAAAAGGGCUCCAUCACCAGCAGGUUCCAACUCAAAUGAUGCAUUCCGCCCUCCUAGUGUCCCAAAUAAUCAAAUGGAUUCCUACCCUCCAAAUAUGCCUCCUCCAUACAUGCAGAAUCCUGACGGCAGCAUGCCAAACCCUCAUAUGAGUGGUCCUAACAUGAUGAUGGGACCUAACAAUAUGAUGGGAGCAUCUGGGACUCAUUCUGGAAUGGGUAACAUGAUGGGAGGUCCUCCAAUGGGAUCUUCUGGAAUGAUGGGCGGACCCAUGCCUAAUAUGAUGCAGGGUCAGCCUGGAAUGAUGCCCACCAAUUCAAACAGCGGGAAUAUGAUGAGUGGUCCACCAAUGAUGCCAGGGGCACCUCCAGGGUAUGGAGGGCCAAUGCUACAGCAGCCACCAGGGGGACCUAUUCCUCCUACCAGCAGCUCUGCUCCACCUAUGCCACCACAUAGUAGUGUCUCUGGGCCAAUGCCAGUCACUUCAGACAGUGUUAGUGUUCAAGACCCGUUCUCUGAUGAAUCAAGCUAUCUCCAACAAAGAGGAAUGCCACCUCAACUCACUCCCCCACCUCAGGCAAUGUCCGUUGCCAGCUCCACUCCCAUGUCAUCAAGCUUUCCUGGCAAUGUGACAGUGUCCAACAAUACAAGUAGACCCAUUUCAUCUAGUGGAUAUGGAGUACCAGAGCAGCAGAUGAGUGGAUAUCCUCCCAAUGCUAACCAGCCCAGCAUGCCACCAACUUCUAGUGGUGGUCAGUUUCCUUUUGGACAAGCUGACAGAUUUGAUCAAUCCAGCCCCAACCUAGCAAUGAGACCACCAGGACCUACACCUGGAAUGGCCCCAAGUCAGCAGCCUCCCCAGCAGCCUGGAGAGAGCAGUUCUCCCAUGUAUCCAGGCACCCGUUUCCCAGGACCCACACAGCCUCUAGGCAUUAGACCUCCUCAGGCAGGAGAUGCACCUGGUCAGUAUCCACCUCCAGGCCCACCAUAUCAUGGACAAUCUGGCUAUCCGGGACCACAGUACCCCAAUUAUCCAACUGGCCCAUAUCCAGGCCCACGACCACCAGGACCUGGCACCAUGUAUGGAACACCAAGCAAAAGGUUUCCAGAUGAUUCAGUGCCAAAUCAGUAUUCUGACUGGUCCAACCCAAACAUGGGUAAUCACAUGAGUUAUGCUUCUGGACCCUCAGAGAGGCAAGCCCCCUCUCCAGAUGAGAGAGCUCGUGAUGUGAACCAAUGGUCACCAAUGCAGAGGUCACGCAUGCCACAGGGUGGCCCAAAUUACAUGCCGCCACCCUCUCCCUCUACUCCACCUAUGGGACCCUUUGUUCGUCAGUUAGGUCACAGAAACUCACCACAAAACCGAGAACCUCCCCCUCGCUUUGGAGUUCCUCAAAAAAUGCCACCUGCAUAUGUAGGAAUGGCUACAACAACUAUGACCAAGAAGGAACUCAUAUUCCCAUCUGAUUGUGUAGAGGGUAUCGGCAUAGCCACUACAAAGAGGAAAAAGCUGACUCACAAAGAUUUGGCUCCUUUUGAAGCCUGGAGACUGAUGCUAGCUCUGAAAUCAGGGCUUCUAGCUGAAAGUACAUGGGCACUAGACACCCUAAACAUACUCCUGUAUGAUGAUGCUACGUAUGGCUACUUCAGCUUAAAUACUCUACCAGGGCUGCUCGAGGUGCUCACAGAACACUUCAGGCAUUGCCUCAUGCAAAUGUUUGAUGAGUUUCAAGAUCUCGAAGAAGGACAAUCCAGAAGGCAUCGAUAUCAUAAUUACAAACUUAAGGUCAAACCAUUGUCCUCUUCACAAGAGGAAACUUGUGAGCAACAAGUUGAAAACCAAGGUGAAGAUGAAGACAAAAAGGACGACCCUAAACAAUUUCGUCUGUCAGGUCCCAAUUACACAAUGAUAUCUAGAAAAGGGUUGCCAGUCAAGGUUGACCCCAAUCCCGCAGACACAACUGUUGUGGAGACCAAAGACUGGGACCUGUACACUAACUUUAACACUGAACCUGAUCAUUGGCUUUCUGGUCGGGGAGAUAUCACUCACCAUAUAUUGACUCAUUUAGAAAGUGACAAUUCUAAUACAUUUCUUUCUGGAAAAUUUAGAAGAAAAAGAAAUAGAUGCAGUGAGGAAGAGGAAGAAAAGUGCUCUGAUUCAUUUUGUUUAGGUCAAAAAGGUGUUAAAAGUUGCAAAAGAGAACAAUGUGAUGCUAUAGAAGUUAAUUUUAGAGAAAGUAAUAACAAUAAUGACAGAAUAGGACUUUGUCAGAGUGAUACAAAAUCUGAAGAGCAGCAUAAAGCUAUGUUAAGCAAUCUGUCACCUGUUAACAAUGUUGCAGUUUCAAAUGAUUCACCCACCCUUGAGCCCAAAAAUCCAGUCACUGACAAUUCCAUCUCCGAAGCAUAUCAUUCCAAACUGUGCAAUGGUGAAAGUAUUUCUGAGGGAAAUAAAACUGGUGUCACACCUUUGGAAAUUAAACAAGAACCUGUUGAGAACAGUGACAAAAGUGAUAGUCACACUGACCUUUCCAACAGUGACACCAAAAGUAAAGAGGUUAAAGAAUCUACCGCUAAUGAUCUUGAUGGUGAAAAUAAUUCACUAAAACCUUACACAGAGGAAGAUGAGACAAAAAAGGUAGAAAGCUGCAAAGCUGAUAAAGAGAACACAAAAUGUAAACCAGUAGAAAAUGGAGAAUUAGAAGAACCCAAACUGUCCCCCAUGGUGAAUCAUUUGGACAAGACUAAUUCCCCACCAGCUGCUGAUAAGAACCAUUCAGGGGCAGACAGCUCUAACAAAAGUGAAGAAAAGGAAGCUGACACCUGUAGCAACAGCUCCCCACCUGUUCUUAAAGCUGAGUGUUUUGAUGGUGAGGAAGACAUGGCUGUGGAUGCAACAGCUGAGCCAAUGAACAGUACCAUGAACACUAGUGGCAGUGGGGUCAGUAUGGAAGCUGAUACCAGUGCUGUCAUGGAAACCAGUCUUACUGGUGAUGGUAAGGAGAUAAAAGAAGAGAAAAAGAUGGAAGGUAAACCAACUGAAAAACAGGAAACCGAGCAGUUAGAUGAAAGCUGCUUUAAGAAAGCAUUGAUGGGCUGCGAGAAUACAGUUUUUAAUGAAAGCUAUGUCUCUGAGACAGAAGAGUUGUCAGCCAGCAUUGUUGCUGAUAUGCUUAAAGAAGAUGAGCAUAUGGAGGAUGAGGCAUUCCAAAGAGAUGAUCCCCCACUGUGUGUUACACCUGAAAGUAGAGAUGAGCUAGGCAGGCGCUGUGUGUGUAUUUCCAAUAUCAUUCGCUCACUUUCAUGUGUACCUGGCAAUGAGGCACGGAUAUGCAAGCAUCCAGGUAUCAUGAGGGUUUUAGGACGUUUGCUCUUGCUACACCAUAGCCACCCAGAGCGACCACCCCCCAGAAAGUUGCCAAGUGGGGAUGAAGAGGAGGAAGAGAGGGAGGAGCCACCGCGGGUGUAUGAUGAUGAACACUGGUGGUGGGACUACCUGGACCAGCUGCGAGAGAACACUCUAGUUAUUUUAGCUAAUAUUUGUGGACACCUUAUGUUAGGCAAUUUUUCUGAGCAAGUUUGCUUUCCACUGUUGGAAGGUCUUCUCCACUGGGUUAUUUGUCCUGCAUCUGUUGCCAGGGAUCCUCUUCCAACUCUGACUCCAGGAUCUGUAUUAUCACCUCAAAGACUUGUGCUGGAAGCACUGUGUAAAUUGUGUAUUCAUGAAACCAACGUUGAUCUGCUCCUGGCCACUCCCCCAGUCAAACGACUGAUAGAACUCUUCAAUGUCUUGGUGCGCUUACUGGCAGACAGAAACCACCAGAUCACAAGAGAGUUCUCCAUUGUCCUCCUGUCUCUGCUAGUCCCUGGUGAGUCAAGUGCAGCUCGUGCAGUUGCCUUGCAGCAUCCAUGCGUCUCCCUGCUUGUUGACUUUUUGGAAACCGCUGAACAAAAUGCUCUUGCCAUAGCCAACCAGCAAGGGCUUGAAGUGUUACAGAGUAAUCCCGAAGUGAUGGGGACGUCCCUAGACAUGCUCAGACGUGCCGCCUCAAUACUUCUCCACAUGGCUCGUGUACCAGACAAUCGCAAGAUGUUUGUCCAACAACAAAGUAGACUGUUAAACCUGGUCAUGUCCCAGAUACUUGACCAAAGCGUAUCCAACACCCUGUCUGAGGUUCUGUUUGAGUGUUCUCAGUUCUCAUGACACCCUACCACUCACUGCUGUUGCUACAACUGAUCUACUCUAAAUCUCACUCACUGGCACACACAAAAGAAGGAUGUGAUUUUUUUUGCAGAUUUACUUUCAGAUCUGUACCAGAUCAAAAUGUUUUAGUUUUAAAACUUUUCCAUCAAUGUUGCUAUCUGACAAAAUAUUUUUUUUGUUAUGUCUU
This is a messenger RNA of Physella acuta, 8771 nucleotides long. RefSeq names its product trithorax group protein osa. Gene Ontology annotation, molecular function: DNA binding; nucleosome binding. Gene Ontology annotation, biological process: chromatin remodeling; regulation of transcription by RNA polymerase II; positive regulation of DNA-templated transcription. Lineage: Eukaryota; Metazoa; Mollusca; Gastropoda; Physidae. The record is from RefSeq and is a predicted model, not a curated record. Gene Ontology annotation, cellular component: nBAF complex; nucleoplasm; SWI/SNF complex.